AUGGCCGCCUCCGCCCUGUCCAUCUGCUCCAGCGACCUCAGCUAUGACAGCCGGGUCUGCCUGCCAGGGUCCUGCGACUCCUUCACGGAAUCCUCCUGGCAGGAGGACGACUGUCCCGAGAACUGCUGUGCGCCCCCCUGCUGCGCCCCCAGCUGCUGCUGCGCCCCCAGCUGCUGCGCCCCGGCCCCCAGCAUGACCCUCGUCUGCAGCCCCAUGAGCUGCGGGUCCUGCUCCCCCUCCUGCUGUUCCUGCUCCCCCUGCCAGCCGGCCUGCUGCACCCCCAUGUGCUGUAAGCCCGUGUGCUGCACCCCCAUGUGCUGCACCCCUGUCUGCUGUAAGCCCAUGUGCUGCACCCCCAUGUGCUGCACCCCCGUCUGCUGUAAGCCCAUGUGCUGCACCCCCGUCUGCUGUACCCCCAUGUGCUGCACCCCUGUAUGCUGUGGAGGCUCCCCCUGCUCCGACCCCUGCCAGUCCUCUUGCUCCCCCUGCCAGCCGCCCUGCUGUGUGUCCCUCUCUUGCACUCCCGUGUGCUGUGGGGGCUCCCCGUGCCAGGCCCCCUCGUGCUCGCCCUGCUGUAAACCCUCCUCCAGCAUCUCUCUCAUCUGCCGGCCUGCCUGCCCACCCCCCUGCUCGCCCCCCUGCUGUGCCUCUUCAUCCGGCUGCCCACCCAGCUGCUGCCGCGGGUCCAGCGUGUCCCUCCUGUGUCGGCCGACCUGUAAGCCUGCCUGCUGUGCCCCUGCCUCAGCCCAGAAGACCUGCUGA
Molecule: messenger RNA, 762 nt
Organism: Sorex fumeus (smoky shrew)
Lineage: Eukaryota; Metazoa; Chordata; Mammalia; Eulipotyphla; Soricidae
Product: keratin-associated protein 10-4-like
Exons: 1
Coding region: 1-762 (253 amino acids)
Cellular component (GO): keratin filament
Source: RefSeq, a predicted model, not a curated record